AUGGCAGACUUCGACGGCGCCAGCCAGAUCUUUCUGGCGUGGCUGAAGGCUUCUGGAGCGGAAAUCAGUCCAAAGGUCAAGCUGCAAGAUCUGAGGAACCAGGAUGCUGGGCGAGGCGUGGUCGCGACUGAACCCAUCGCCGAGCACGAACUGCUCUUCCGCAUACCCCGCGCCUCCAUCCUCAGCGUCGAAAACAGCAUCCUCAGCCGCGAAAUCCCCGCCUCGACUUUCGCCCUCCUCGGCCCCUGGCUCUCCCUCAUACUCGUCAUGCUCUACGAAUACCACAAUGGUCAUGCAUCGAACUGGGCUCCUUACUUCGCCGUCCUGCCCACCGAGUUCAACACCCUGAUGUUCUGGUCCGAAGACGAACUAGCCGAGCUACAAGCCAGCGCCGUGGUCACCAAGAUAGGGAAGGAGGGCGCAGACGAAGCUUUCACAGAGCAGUUGUUACCUGUGAUAGAAGAGUUUGCGGAGAUAGUGUUUAGUGGAGAUGCGAGGGCGAAAGACAAGGCGAAGGAGAUGCGCAGCCCUGAGAAUUUGGAGUUGAUGCAUAAGAUGGGGAGUUUGAUUAUGGCGUAUGCGUUUGACGUUGAGCCUGCGACACCUAGCAAAGAGGUAGACGAGGAAGGUUUUGCUGAGGAAGAAGAAGAUGCUGCGCUACCGAAGGGCAUGGUCCCGCUGGCUGACAUGCUAAAUGCCGAUGCCGACAGAUGCAAUGCGCGACUCUUUUACGAGAAGGACUGCCUGGAGAUGAAAGCGCUUAAACCCAUUCUGGCAGGCGACGAGAUCUUCAACGACUAUGGCUCCCUUCCCCGAAGCGAUCUACUAAGGAGAUACGGCUACGUAACCGAUAACUACGCGCAGUACGACGUCGUCGAGAUUCCUGCCGAGCUCGUCACAGAGAUCCUUGUCCGCGACGGCAUCUGGCAUCAAGACAGGAUGGAAUACCUCGACGAGCAAGAGGUGAUCGAUUCCGGCUACGACAUCGCAGCCAGCAACCCAUUCACCCUUCAGGAAAGUCUCUCCCCCGAGCUCGUCAUCCUAGUAGAAAGCAUGCUCCUCCCAGCAGAAGAAUACGAGCGCCUUAGCAGCAAAGGCCGCCUACCUAAACCAGAAAAGAUCACUAGCAAAGGCGCGGAAGCGCUGCAGAAGAUUGUCCAGGCACGCAUUGCGCAGUAUGCUACAUCGCUGGAAGACGACUUGAAGACGUUUGGUCAAGUCCCGCCUGUUGACGCUGCGUCGCCGAAGCAGCGGAGGCUUGCGAUGGCAAAGGCUGUGCGUAUCGGCGAGAAGCAGCUCCUGGCUCAGACAAAAGAUGCGCUGGUGGAGAAGAUUGCAAGAGAUGGCGGUGCGGCGGCGAAGCGGCAAAGGGCUGUUGAUGAAGAGGGGGAUGUAGAGAUGGGUGGUAUGGGGAAGAAGCACAGAGCUUGA
This is a messenger RNA of Alternaria ventricosa, 1431 nucleotides long. RefSeq lists its product as uncharacterized. The transcript is spliced from 2 exons. Bases 1 to 1431 code for a protein of 476 amino acids. Lineage: Eukaryota; Fungi; Ascomycota; Dothideomycetes; Pleosporales; Pleosporaceae. The record is from RefSeq and is a predicted model, not a curated record. Gene Ontology annotation, biological process: peptidyl-lysine monomethylation. Gene Ontology annotation, cellular component: nucleus. Gene Ontology annotation, molecular function: protein binding; protein-lysine N-methyltransferase activity.